AUGUCCGCGGUCGCUCUGGGCUAUCCUCUGCCUACGUUGCUAAACUGGGACGGCGAAUUUAACCGCCCGGAGUGGCACUUUGCAGGAAGCCACAUUGCAAAACUCGAGAGCUUGCUCGCCGUGAUUGAGGAAACACUGGGCGGAGCCCAAGUCGAUGGAGGCGCCGACGACGAUGACCUGGCAGUUCUUGUUGAUGCGUAUGAUAUAUGGUUCCAGCUACCCCCCUCGGUGCUCAUCCAGCGAUACCAUCAGCUCAACAACGAGGCCAACGAGCGGCUACGCAAAGAGUGGCAAGCAGCACAAAAGGAUCCAGCUUCUGCCUUUCCAGUAUCACCUCCGAAACAAUCCAUCAUCGUCACCACUGCCAAGGAUUGCCAGCCGGACAGCGAAUCCGGCUCCGACCCUCACUAUGACCACUGGCCGCAGUCUCCCAUGCCAAGAGAUCUAUAUGGAGAGGGCACCGACCAAGUUCUGCCUCUCCUCUUCGACCCAGCCCGCAAAUACAAAAAGAUCCGGCCCCGUUGCAUCAACAGCGGCAUGAUCAUAGGCACCAUGCGCUCCCUCCGCCAAGUCCUCAGGCGCUGCAAGCGCAAAAUCGAGACCGUCGCCCGCAGCGGCCGCCAGCUCUGGAGCGAUCAGGCCUUGCUUGGCGAGGUCAUUGGCGACCAGGAGAUGUGGCGCGAGUGGAUGCGAGAACUGGGCAGCUCGUGGGACGGUAGCGGUUCAAAGUACGACUUAUCGACGCUCAGCCCCGAAGUUCGCGAUAUUGCUGCAAAGGCCCUCGUGGGCGAGCAGUUUGAGUUUGGAAUUGGACUGGAUUACAAUUUUACGACUAUUCCAGCUACGUGUUCUGCAGAGGAAGAUGGUUACUUUGUCAAACUCGACGACAAGAAGGCUGUGAAGGAACAAUCUCUGAAAGCUGGCGUGCCCAACGGCGCUCGCAUAAGCGGCACCCCAAAGGAAUUGAAACUCGACAAUCCUAUUAAAAGCCCCCUUUCCAAAGUUUCAUGGGGCAAGGUUCCUCUCUAUACCGACUUCUUCUUCGGCGUCGCCCCUGUGGGAAUCCACCACAACGCAUACAUCAACGGCCUCAAGUCCUGGAGAUUGAACAAUUGGUGGUCCAUGAUGUGGUUCUAUCCCCAGCUGCGAGAGCUCGUUUCUGCGCACCUAGAACCACCCCAGAACGAUGAUGACGCAAGACCGCUUCUAAACAUAUCUUCGCAGCAAUAUGGAGGCUCAAACCUGGUCUACUGGCCACCGAGGGCGCAACGCCAGGACAAGCAAGUAACCGUCUUUGAGCUAGCAAAAGAGGAGCACCCAGCUAGACUCAAACCCAUAGAUUGGGACGGUGUCUGCCAAAAGGGAAGCAAGCCGUGGCAUGAGACGCUGUUUGGGGACGGAAAAGGACCGUUGGAAACACGACGGUCCUAA
Molecule: messenger RNA, 1431 nt
Organism: Trichoderma breve
Lineage: Eukaryota; Fungi; Ascomycota; Sordariomycetes; Hypocreales; Hypocreaceae
Exons: 1
Coding region: 1-1431 (476 amino acids)
Source: RefSeq, a predicted model, not a curated record